GCCUUUUUUUCAACCAAUGAGAAAAAUAAAAUUUAGGCAAAAACCACGUAGAUUAUGUCGACGCCAGAAAAGAUGUCAAAGUAUAAUUAUAAGGAACCCGCUGUCGGAUUCACCGAAAAAUUUUGCAUCUAGCGCCCAAUUUUUAUCUAAUGUGGUGCUGCGCGGCAAAAGUACCUAAUUUUCUAAUGAUAAGAUGUAACCGAGAAAGCAGUGUGGAAAAAUAAAGAAAACUUCAGGCUAUCCAGUGUCGAAAAAACUUUCAAGAUCGGAUGAAAUUUGUUCAGUAAAUUUUUCAUUUUGGUGUGUCCAGCUAAAACUACAGAGAUUAUGGAAUUACCCCAGCCAGGCAAGCACGAUUAUGCCCUAGUUCUAAAAGCUAUUUAUCACUUUAAGACAAAUCAAGUGGAUUUAACAUGUGCCAAAUGGAGAGAGCAAGGAAUCACGGUGGCAGGACACGAAGGCGAAGGAAAAGGCAAGAAUCAACUCAGGUGGCCACGAGGCAUAUUCAUAGAUGAACACGAUACGCUAUUCAUCUGUGAUAUGCUCAAUAACCGCAUAGUGCAAGUGGAGAAGCCAGGAAGAACAUGGGAGGAGAGAAAGACAACUUCGACAGUUGUAGCAGAGCAGCUAAGCUAUCUACACUCUAUCACCAUGGACAGAGAAGGCACAAUGUUCGUCGCAUGCGCUGAGAAGGGAAACAAGGAUUAUCCUAUUUACCGAUGGCCGAAAGACGCUACUUUGGGCGAAAUCAUUCUCAUUAUGUCUAGCCCGAUCGGUGGGAUCACACUGGAUGAGAAGGAAGAAUUUCUUUAUUUGUCACACUACCAAUAUGGUUCUGUAACACGACAUAGAAAGGAUGGAAAAGACGAGGGCGAACAUACGGUGGCUGGGGGUUACGAUCGAGGUAUUGUGCGACCCCAAGGUCUUUCCGUCGAUCGAGAGGGCUCUCUAUACAUUGCCGACGGCAUCGGUAUGCGUAUUGUAAAAUGGCCCAAAAAUUCCAAGCAGGGGAAAGUAAUCGCCAGAGGAGAGGAAUACAAUGUUUUUGGGGUAAUUACUGUCGGAAAAGAGAAAACCGGUGGAAAUGUGUGGUUGAAGGAACCAACAGAUGUCUUGGUCCAUACACCAUCUGGUGCUAUCCUUGUGGUUGAUCAAGCCAAUCACCGAGUGAUCCGAUUUCAAGAAGGGGAUGCAUUUGGACACGGAGAAAUUGUUGCGGGCGGGCACGGAAAAGGAAACGACGCUACUCAGCUAGCUCGUCCAUACAAUGUGGCAUUAGACAGUCAUGGCAAUUUGUUCGUGUCUGACUGGGAUAAUCACCGAAUUCAAAUGUUCGCUCGUCUGUGA
Didymodactylos carnosus is the source of this 1347-nucleotide messenger RNA. Lineage: Eukaryota; Metazoa; Rotifera; Eurotatoria; Philodinida; Philodinidae. The record is from the annotation of a GenBank genome assembly.